UAUCCAUUUGAAUAAUACUUCUCCAUAGUUAUCAUUAAAUAUUAAAUUUCAAUUUGAAAAUCAUACAUAAUAAUCAAUAUGGUAAAAAUUUCUAAGGUGGUCGUUAGUGGAAUGAAGGGAGUAGGAAAAACAACAAUUUUAGAACAAGUUAUAUAUGGUCAUGUAAAUGAAAAAUUGGAUUUGCAUCCUACUAUUGAAGAUAUUUAUGUCGCUAAUAUAGAGUCUGAUAAGGGCACAAAGGAAAAAUUGAGAUUUUAUGAUACAGCAGGUAUAGAAUACUCACAAAUUUCUACGGCACAUGGAAUGACAAACCAACAGCUCCCAAGGCACUAUCUACUUAUGGCAGAUGGCUAUAUUUUGGUUUACGAUACAUCAAAAAGCUUUUCAUUUGAUGUACUGGUUUCAAUAAAAAAAGAUAUUGACAAAAAUAAAGAUAAAAAGGAGGUUACUAUAAUUGUGGUUGGUAAUCAUUUCAAAGAAGCAACUGAUGAGGACACUGACCAUAUCUUAUCCAAGGUUAAUCAGUGGUGCACUAGAGAAAAAAUUAAGCAUUUCACUGUAUCUGCUUUAAGAAGACAAACUUUGUUUGAACCUUUUGUGUAUAUUACUAGCAAGUUAACACCACCUCCCAGUAAGAGUAGUUUUACACCUUUAUCUAUGGGAAGAAAAGUUAUAAAAGAUUCUUAGAUAAUAGGCAU
This is a messenger RNA of Psylliodes chrysocephalus, 698 nucleotides long. NCBI's taxonomy places the organism in Eukaryota, Metazoa, Arthropoda, Insecta, Coleoptera, Chrysomelidae. The record is from the annotation of a GenBank genome assembly.